Messenger RNA from Lucilia sericata (common green bottle fly), 3232 nucleotides. It is a transcript of the gene Pli, whose product is annotated as protein pellino. Lineage: Eukaryota; Metazoa; Arthropoda; Insecta; Diptera; Calliphoridae. Gene Ontology annotation, biological process: protein polyubiquitination; regulation of Toll signaling pathway. The transcript has 10 exons. The coding region runs from base 485 to 1759 and encodes 424 amino acids. The record is from RefSeq and is a predicted model, not a curated record. Gene Ontology annotation, molecular function: ubiquitin protein ligase activity; protein binding.
UUCAAUUUUAUUCAUUUCGUGGUGUGGAUGCGUUUUUUGUCCAUUUGUUAAGAAAUAGUGAAUCGAAAAGUAUAUUUAAAAAAAUAAAACUUAAAACUUGUUAAAAUUAGCAGAAUACACAUAAAAUAAAUGCAAUUUAAAGCAAUUUAUCCUGAAAAUUUCAAACACAGUGAAAAAAUUAUAGAUUUUUUUAAACAGAAAAUGGAGUAUAAAUUGUUAAAUUUAAUGUUUUGUUAAAAGUUUUUUUGUUGGUCUGUUUUUGUGUAUAAAAGAAAAAAAGCAAAAUUAAAACUUAAAAAAUAGCUAAAGUAUAAAAAAUAAACUAAACAUUAAAUAAUUAAUAAAGAAAUUUUGUGUGUAAAUAUUUUGUUUUUAUAAAAUCAAAAUUAAUUUCCGGCGCAUAAAGAUUUUUUCAAAACUGGAUUAUAAUAAAUCCGACGAUAUUGGAUCUCUACAGGAAAAUAAUUCAGGCAUAACCAACAAAAUGGUUAAACGCACUGAUGGUUCAGAAUCCCCCACAUUAGCGGAAUCAGAUGCAGAUGGUCAUGAAAAACCACGUGUAAAAUAUGGAGAAUUAGUUAUAUUGGGCUACAAUGGUUAUUUGCCUCAAGGUGAUCGUGGCCGCAGACGUUCUAAAUUUGUUUUAUAUAAACGCAGUGAACCCAGUGGUGUUAAACGUUCCAAACAUUAUAUUGUCCAAUCACCACAAACAUCUAAAGCCAUACUCGAUGCCAAUCAACACUCAAUAUCAUACACAUUAUCACGGAAUCAGGCUGUUAUAGUCGAAUAUAAAGAGGAUACAGAAACCGAUAUGUUUCAGGUUGGACGCUCCUCAGAGUCGCCUAUUGAUUUUGUUGUAAUGGAUACACUGCCUGGUGAUAAAAAAGACGCAAAAGUAAUGCAGAGUACAAUAUCACGUUUUGCAUGUCGUAUCUUGGUCAACAGAUGUGAACCCUCAAAGGCGAGAAUAUUUGCAGCCGGUUUUGAUUCGAGUAGGAAUAUAUUCUUGGGUGAAAAAGCUACAAAAUGGCAAGAUAAUGUGGAAAUAGAUGGCCUUACAACAAAUGGUGUUUUAAUCAUGCAUCCAAAGGGUCAAUUUUGCGGUGGCAAUGCCAAAUGUGGUCUAUGGCGUGAAUGUUCGGUGGGUGGCGAUGUCUUUAGUUUGCGUGAAUCACGCUCAGCCCAACAGAAAGGACAACCGAUUUAUGAUGAAUCAAAUAUUUUACAAGAUGGCACUUUAAUUGAUUUAUGCGGUGCUACUUUAUUAUGGCGUUCUUCAGAUGGUCUACAGCAUUCACCGACCAAACGUGAUUUAGAGAAACUGAUUGAUGAAAUCAAUGCUGGUCGCCCUCAAUGUCCUGUUGGCCUUAACACUUUAGUUAUACCCCGUAAAGUUAACAUUGGUGAUCAAAUUAAUCAGCCUUAUGUGUACUUAAAUUGUGGUCAUGUUCAAGGUCAUCAUGACUGGGGCCAAGAUAAAAGUACUGGCGCCCGACGUUGUCCCAUGUGUCUGGAAGUUGGUCCUGUGGUAACACUGUGUAUGGGUUUAGAACCAGCGUUUUAUGUAGAUAUUGGUCCACCAACAUUUGCAUUUAAUCCAUGUGGUCACAUGGCUACAGAAAAAACGGUCAAAUAUUGGGCUAAUGUUGAUAUACCACAUGGUACAAAUGGUUUUCAAGCUGUUUGUCCAUUUUGUGCGACGCCCCUUGAUGGUAAUUCCGGUUACAUUAAAUUAAUUUUUCAAGAUAAUUUAGAUUAAAAUAAAUAUGUAUAAUAAAUAUUAAAACAAAAUAAGUAAAAUUGCAAAAAAACAAAUUGAAAAUUUAAAGUAAAAAAACAAAUAAUCCAUAGGCUUUAUUUUUCUAAAAACGUAAUUAUUAUAAAAACAAAACAAAUCCAAAAAAAGAAAUAAUAUAAAACAAAUAAUGAAUUAUUAAUAAUAUUUACAAAUUAUUUUUUAAAAUAUCAAAAGAAAAAAAAAUUUCUAUUUAUAUACAUACAACAUACAACAAAUUAUACAUAAAUACAUACUUAUAUAGAAAAAACAAAUACAUACAACAUACACACAUCUAUAAACAUUAAAAUUUUGAAAAGAGUUAUUAAAAAGAAAAACUGAAAAUUUAGAUUAUUAUAAAUUGAUUACAUAAAUACAUACAAACUCAAAUUCAUUAAAUCAUUUCCUUUUUUCAUUCGUAUUGUAGUUAUCGAACAUUUUUCUAUAGAAUAUUAACGAAAUUCUCCUCAAAAAAUUGUUUUAAAAGCUUUAUACUAACGAUAACUUUCUCUUACUGAACAUGUUCUUUAGAAAACUUUUCCUUGUUAUCAAUCCAAUAGAUUAGAUAAUUACUUUUUUAAAACAAAUGUUAAUAAUAUUUGAUUUUCAAAUUACCACAUGAUGUUUCCAGUUUUCUAAUUUCUCUAAAGGAUUAAACCAUCUUUCGAUGCGAAAAGAAAGGCUUUCGAUAAACAAUGUAUUUAACAUACAAAUUCUAAAGCCUCUGUUUUCGAAACAAGUUAAUGCUUCUUUGUUUAAUUCCUUUCAACUUUUUAUGAAAAUUGUCUUUAAUAUCUCUGUUAAUAUUCGCUAUAGAGCAAUUAUUAUAUUUUUUACAAGUUUUUUCUUCACUAAUCACUCAUUUCAAAUGAUUUGGUAUGAAAUGUUAAACAAAAGAAAGUAAAAAUAAUAUUAUAAAUUUUUGUAAUUAUAAAUUGUAAAAAAAAUAUAAUUGAUAAAUAGAUAUUUUGUAGUAAAAAUCAUAACAAACAUACAUACAAACAACAUACAUACAAAUUUAAUUUUUCUAAUUUAUAAAUUAUAUAAAAAUUAUAGUAAAAAAACAACAACAACAAAACAUAAAAAUAAUAAAAACGAAAUGCCUUGAAGAAUUUUUUUGUACAACUUUUUCUUACGUUUGUUUUGAAAACGAAAACGAAAACAACAACAACAAAAAACACACAACAACAAAUUCUUUUGAUUUUUCCAAAUUUUAUUAUAAAAGAAAAAAAAACCUUAAGAAUAAAUAACUAUUUGUUGCUAAAAUAAAACUCCUCCUUGAUGAUGAUGCUCUAUUGAAUGUAAAAGUUAAAAAAAACACAAAUAAUUUUUUUGUCUGCUCUUAAAAGAAAAGUAUUAAAUGAAUGUUAUUAAGCCUAAAUAAGAAUUUAUCAAAAUUUGUAUAAAUAUUAAAGUAAAACAAAAAAAAAAAAAAAAACUUAAAUUCCAAACUUAAAA